This is a messenger RNA of Cheilinus undulatus (humphead wrasse), 1674 nucleotides long. RefSeq names its product gamma-tubulin complex component 3 homolog. The record is from RefSeq and is a predicted model, not a curated record. Gene Ontology annotation, biological process: microtubule nucleation; mitotic cell cycle; meiotic cell cycle. NCBI's taxonomy places the organism in Eukaryota, Metazoa, Chordata, Actinopteri, Labriformes, Labridae. Gene Ontology annotation, cellular component: equatorial microtubule organizing center; centrosome; gamma-tubulin small complex. Gene Ontology annotation, molecular function: microtubule minus-end binding; gamma-tubulin binding.
AUGGCGGAUCCAAAAUCCACCAGCGCCCUCCUCCAGAGCCUGUGCAGCAGGAUCUGUGGAAAAAGUGAAGCUGAAGUCGCCCACCAGUUCCAGUACGCCGUGCGAGUCAUCGGCAGUAACUACGCCCCCACUAUCGAACGCGACGAGUUCCUGGUUGCAGAGAAGAUCAAGAAAGAACCAUUCUAUAGAGAGGUGGUGGUGUGUAAGCCCCACAGAGACCUCUGCAGCAGACUGUCUGAGCUCGGCUGGCUCCACAACAAAGUCAGAAAGUACACUGACACGCGGAGCCUCGACCUGGCCUUCGGACUCGUCGGACAGAGCUUCUGUGCAGCGCUCCACCAGGAGCUGAAGGAGUACUACAGGCUGCUGUCUGUCCUGCACUCACAGCUGCAGGUGGAGGACGAGCAGGGUGUGACCGUGUACACAGAGAGCACUCUGACCCUCUGACUCAAAAUGCUGGCUGCUCACGUCGAUUUCUGCCAAGGUCGUUCAGGAGGUGAGCUGGCCUCAGCCGUCCACUGUUACAAGAAAACAGGAGACCCUCAGAUGAAAGCGCUGAUUCAACACAUCCUCAGCCUGGUGUCACACCCCAUCCUCAACUUCCUGUACCGAUGGAUCUACGACAGGGAGCUGGAGGACACCUACCACGAAUUCUUUGUAGCAUCAGACCCCAACGUGAAGACGGAUCGUCUGUGGCACGAUAAAUACUCCCUCAGGAAGUCAAUGAUCCCCUCCUUCAUCACCAUGGACCAGGCACGAAAGGUCCUGCUGAUCGGUAAAUCCAUCAACUUCCUGCACCAGGUCUGCCACGACAGAACACCUCCUGGCAAAAUCACACCAGCGUCCACGUCUGCAGAUACACCCAAAACAGCUGCAGAGCUGCUGUCUGACCUGGAGGGGGCGUUCCAGGCAAAGAUCGACGUUGCCUUCAAAGACACCAGUAAAUACCUGCUGGACGUCCUGAACAGAGACUACCUGCUGCAGGCCAUGAGGAGAUACCUGCUGCUGGGCCAAGGAGACUUCAUCAGACACCUCAUGGACCUGCUCAAACCAGAGUUGGUUCGUCCUCUUACAACGUUGUACCGACACAACCUGACCGGUAUCUUAGAGACGGCGGUUAGAGCCACAAAUGCUCAGUUUGACAAUGCAGAGAUACUGAAGAGGCUGGACGUGCGCCUCCUAGAGGUGUCUCCAGGUGACACGGGUUGGGAUGUUUUCAGUCUGGACUACCACGUCGACAGGCCGAUCGCUACGUUGUUUACAAGGGAGUGUAUGCGUCGCUACCUGCGGGUGUUUAACUUCCUGUGGAGGGAAAAGAGGAUGGAGUAUACGCUGACUGACAUCUGGAAAGGACAGAUUUGCAACGCUAAGCAGCUCAAAACAUUGCCGGAGUUAUCCUGCGUGCUGCAUCAGUGUCACAUCCUGGCGUCCGAGAUGGUCCACUUCAUCCACCAGAUGCAGUACUACAUCACCUUUGAGGUCAGACCAUUAGUGUGCUCCUGGGACAAGGGGGCUCAAGACCUCGACCACAUCAUCGGUCAUGAUGUCUUCUUAGACACCAUCAUCUUCAGAUGUCUGCUGGACAUUAACAGCAGGUCCCUGUUGAACCAGCUGAGGGCGAUUUUCGACCAGAUUAUCACGUUUCAGAAUGCUCAGGACUCCAUCCACCGCUAG